ACGCUAGAGGUAGUAGUGGCUCCUGAUGGGUUGAGAGGCGGUGGGCUAACCGGAAGUGAUUGUUGUGUUCUGGAUACGGUUCUCACGCUGCAAAGAAAGUAAAACCAAAAGCUGGAGCAGGGGCAUAUCUCCUCCGUCAGGUCUGUCAGAUAUUACCGUACAUUGAAGACAUGAAGAAACAAGACGCGGAAGAAUCCAUUCCCCAGGCGGCCGAUGAAGCGCCGUCUACAGCUGGGGCCGUGGAGGGCCCCCCCACACCCACGGGAUCCGAACCGGAGACCCCCGCGGCACACACACCGCCUCAGUCUGGAGGAACCGGGCUGGACGAUAAAGUGGCCGAGGUGGUGCUGUCCCAGUGUGACAUGUCAGAGGCGCUGAGUCGGCAGCUGGAGGACAUCCUCAGUACCUACUGCCUGGCGAACGCCAACGGCGACGGCCCCGCCCUGCCCAACGGCCAAUCGCACAGCCCCGAGCUCAACGGCCUGGCCCAUGAAGGGGACGAGGGCAAGGCCGUGAAGGGCGGGAAAGUGAGCGGGGGCGGGGGAGGGAAGGAGGCGAAGAAGACCCAGGAGAAGAAGAAGGUGAAGGGAUUGGGCAAAGAGAUCACCCUCCUGAUGCAGACGCUGAACACCCUGAGCACACCCGACGAGAAGCUGGCAGGCCUCUGUAAGAAGUACGCUGAGCUGCUGGAGGAGCAGCGUAACGCCCAGAAGCAGAUGCGCUCGCUGCAGAAGAAGCAGAGCCAGCUGGUGCAGGAGAAGGACAACCUGCGCAACGAGCACAGCAAGGCUAUCCUGGCCCGCGGCAAGCUGGAGAGCCUCUGCCGAGAGCUGCAGCGGCACAACCGGACGCUGAAGGAAGAAGGGGUGCAACGGACGCGGCUGGAGGAGGAGAAGAGGAAGGAGGUGACGUCCCACUUCCAGGUGACGCUGCAGGACAUCCAGUCCCAGAUGGAGCAGCACAACGAGAGGAACGCCAGCCUGCGGCAGGAGAACACUGUGCUGGCCGACAAGCUCAACAAGCUCUACCAACAGUACAAGCUCCGCGAAGAGCACAUAGACAAGGUGGUGAAGCACAAGGAGCUGCAGCAGCAGCUGGUGGACGCCAAGCUGCACCAGGCGCACGAACUGCUCAAGCAGUCCGAGGAGCGGCACGACCGUGAGAAGGACUUUCUGCUGAAGGAGGCGGUGGAGUCCCAGAGGAUGUGUGAGCUGAUGAAGCAGCAGGAGGUGCACCUCAAGCAGCAGUUGUCGUUAUACACUGAAAAGUUUGAAGAGUUCCAGACCACCCUGGCCAAGAGCAACGAGGUCUUCACCACUUUCAAACAGGAGAUGGAGAAGAUGACCAAGAAGAUCAAGAAGCUGGAGAAGGAGACCACCAUGUACCGGUCCCGCUGGGAGAGCAGCAACAAGGCUCUGCUGGAGAUGUCCGAGGAGAAAACGGUGCGGGACCGAGACUUCGAGGGCCUGCAGGGGAAGGUUCAGCGGCUGGAGAAGCUGCGGCGGGCGCUGAAAGUGGAGCGCAACGAGCUCAGCAAGAAGGUGCAGAGCCUGGGGGGGCCGGACGAGGCGGUGCCCCCGGCCCACGCCGACUCGCCCUCCCCGCCCCCCAUGGACCUGGAGCACAGCGGCCACCCCCCCACCCCCAACAGCUCCUCCUGCUCACAUGCCUGCCGGUGCGGCCCGGAGACGGACUCAAGGAGCCCGCUGGAGGGGGCCCCCCCGCCCACCGCUGCCCUGCCCCUCUCUGCCCAGGACUGAGGCCUCUGACGGGGAGGAGAGCACGCUCAGACCGCACUUCUGCACCCCCGCACCCCCCAACACACUGACACACACACACACACGCGCAGGCUCACAUUCCACCCCAAACCUUAAAAACAAGAAAUUUAAAUAUGGGAAUACCAGCUCCUAUAGGCCCUCAAAAGUUCAUGUGUUAAGUAACACAACAGACCAUAUUUCCGUUGCAAUUAGAAUGUCUAUUUAAAAUCAUUCCAUUGAUGUGAGAAAAAGCCAUCUUCGCUGAAUGACUUUAGCCUCUGUUGAAUUAUUGCACACGUAGUUGCACAAUGCUCUUGGACUGUAAUAACAUUUUGACAUAUUUAAUGUAACUGUUACCUAUAUCUUACAGAGCACCACUAUUCAUUAAAAUGUAUAUUUUUAAUUGACAUGUAUUGAGGUUUAUUUCGCUGUUUUUGGUUUUUAAAUAAAUGGCCCUAUCAUCAUA
This is a messenger RNA of Gadus macrocephalus (Pacific cod), 2223 nucleotides long. It is a transcript of the gene txlna, whose product is annotated as taxilin alpha. The record is from RefSeq and is a predicted model, not a curated record. Gene Ontology annotation, molecular function: syntaxin binding. NCBI's taxonomy places the organism in Eukaryota, Metazoa, Chordata, Actinopteri, Gadiformes, Gadidae. The transcript has 11 exons. Bases 171 to 1760 code for a protein of 529 amino acids.